Triplophysa rosa is the source of this 1125-nucleotide messenger RNA. RefSeq names its product S100 calcium binding protein A10a (gene s100a10a). Gene Ontology annotation, cellular component: cytoplasm. The record is from RefSeq and is a predicted model, not a curated record. The transcript has 3 exons. Gene Ontology annotation, molecular function: calcium ion binding. The coding region runs from base 316 to 621 and encodes 101 amino acids. NCBI's taxonomy places the organism in Eukaryota, Metazoa, Chordata, Actinopteri, Cypriniformes, Nemacheilidae.
AUUUAGUAUAACAUAUAUUGUGGAAUAUUUUCACAUUGCACUUUAAUACAUGGCACAUUUCCAUGAGUUCUGAGACAAGGACAUGAACUGUUACAGUACAAACACAACGAUUCGUGAUGUCAUCAACCUCUUGUCACAUACCUUCAACAAAGCACAAGUUCACUGUGCUGUAGUCCCUGCUGUUGCUCAAUCGCUCCUGAUAACACCUUUACCUGCCCAUGGGCUGGGUGAUAUAAAGUCUCGAGAGAGGACACCCAGCAUAUCUCACAUUCAUUUCGAACAUCCAAACGUACUGGAUCCCAGCAGUGAGCAGUCAUGCCGUCUGAGCUAGAACACGCCAUGGAGUCCCUCAUCAUGGUGUUUCAUCGAUAUGCUGGCAAAGAGGGGUCGCCCGGCACCCUGAGCCGCCGCGAGCUCAGAACUCUGAUGGAGAGCGAGCUUUCUGGGUUUCUAAAGUCUCAGAAGGACCCGACCGUAGUAGACAGACUUAUGAAGGAUCUAGAUGCCAAUAGGGAUGGCGAGGUGAACUUUGAGGAGUUUGUGUCAUUGGUUUUGGGUUUAUCCAUGGCCUGUGAAGAAUGCUACAGGAUGCGAUUAAGGAAGACACAAAGCUGGAAAUGAAUAGAGGGAAAUAUGAAAAAAAUAAAUUGUGAAUUUUGACGAAUUGAUGUUGUAACUUUUCAUCUAUUCAAAUAUAUAUAAAUAUACAUUUCAAAAUGUCUAAUGAGUUUGUGUUAUUGUAUGUGUAAGGAGGGACAGGUAGGAAUUUAUUGAACGAAAACCAUAAAAACGUUCCUUCGCCGCCCGGGUUAAAGUACACUGGGUGUGUGAUGAUUAUUGAAUUGUUCUUUGCACUGUAAACAUUCUUCGCAGCUUUGACAUUUUCAGAUCUUUAUUAUUAAAAUACAUUAUGUUUUCUGGGGUAAUGGAAAUGCUGUUUAAUUUUGCCUAAAUUGUGAUACUGAUAGAAUGAGUUUUCCUAUUUGAAUUAUGUUUUAUGUCAGAUGGCCGAAUCAAUUCAUAUCCUCCUAUUUUGUUUAUUUGUUGUCCUGUCAUCUUUUUUUCAGUACAUUGUUUACAAUAUUACCUUUUUUCUCUAUUAAUGGUUACAAUACAAACACAUUG